Molecule: messenger RNA, 4743 nt
Organism: Onychostoma macrolepis
Lineage: Eukaryota; Metazoa; Chordata; Actinopteri; Cypriniformes; Cyprinidae
Product: receptor tyrosine-protein kinase erbB-4
Exons: 28
Coding region: 259-4512 (1417 amino acids)
Biological process (GO): positive regulation of kinase activity; protein phosphorylation; cell surface receptor protein tyrosine kinase signaling pathway
Cellular component (GO): basal plasma membrane; signaling receptor complex
Molecular function (GO): transmembrane receptor protein tyrosine kinase activity; ATP binding; epidermal growth factor receptor binding
Source: RefSeq, a predicted model, not a curated record
GACGCUCAACCCGAAGUUGCGAAUCCAUCGAUGUAAUGAAAUGGUUACAAGUCGUUCAAUCCGGAUAAUCAGACACAAUUACUUUUCAAAAAACAGCGCAAAAGCAAACCAUUCCAGCUGUGUUUAUUGUAACAGAAUGUGCUGUGGAACGAAGACGUGAGUGUGCGCGCUGGAGACGCUGACGCUGGACUGUCAAUGCCCGGAUUCUCUAUUGAUCAUGCUUAUGUAUGGAGAUAUAACUUCUUAAAAUAAGCAGAAAUGUGGUCGGCUCGUUUUCUUCUCCUCUUCUGCCUCGUCCUCAUAACUGUGGUGGUACAGAGGAGCAUCGGGCAGUCAGUGUGUCCUGGCACUGAUAACAAGCUCAGCACGCUGUCGGAUUUGGACCAGCAGUACAAAACUCUUCACAAGUUCUACGAGAACUGUGAGGUGGUCAUGGGUAAUCUGGAGAUCACCAGUAUUGAAAGAAACCGCAACCUGUCUUUCCUCAAGUCCAUCCGUGAGGUGACGGGUUAUGUGUUGGUGGCUCUGAAUCAGUUCGACUAUCUUCCUCUGGAGAACCUGCGUAUCAUCCGAGGCACUAAACUGUAUGAAGGACGCUAUGCCUUGGCCAUCUUUCUCAACUACAGACGGGAUGGCUACUUCGGCCUUAGACAACUCGGCCUCAAGAACCUGACAGAAAUCCUGAAUGGAGGCGUGUAUGUGGAUCAGAAUAAGUUCCUGUGUCACGCUGACACCAUCCACUGGCAGGACAUCAUCAAGAACCCGCGUUCUGAACUUCUGGUCGUGCCCUCAAACAACAGUGGCAACACAUGUGAGCGCUGCCAUAGUUGUAAUAAUCGUUGUAAAAUCCACCAAUGUGUAGAGUGCUUCACUUUUGUCUUCCUGGUUACAGUGACAAAGACAGUGUGUGCAGAGCAGUGUGAUGGACGCUGUUUUGGUCCGUACGUCAGUAACUGCUGCCACCGUGAAUGUGCAGGAGGCUGUUUCGGACCCAAAGACACAGACUGCUUCGCUUGUACCAACUUUAAUGACAGCGGGGCCUGUGUGACACAAUGUCCUCAGCCAUUCGUCUACAAUCCAACAACCUUCCAGCUCGAGCACAAUCCCAACGCCAAAUACACUUAUGGAGCUUUCUGUGUCAAGAAAUGCCCACACAACUUUGUGGUGGAUCACAGCUCUUGUGUCAAAGCGUGUCCGAGCAACAAGAUGGAGGUGGAGGAAAAUCAUAUCAAGAUGUGCAUCCCAUGCACUGACAUUUGUCCGAAAAUGUGUGAUGGUAUAGGUACCGGCAAGCUUCAAAUGGCUCAAACUGUAGAUUCCAGCAACAUUGAGAUGUUUGUCAAUUGCACCAAGAUCAAUGGCAACCUUAUCUUCCUCAUCACAGGCAUUAAAGGAGACAUGUAUCAUGGUAUCGGUGCUCUGGAUCCUGAGCGACUGAAUGUGUUCCAGACUGUCAGAGAGAUCACAGGUUACUUGAACAUCCAGUCUUGGCCAGAGAACAUGACUGACCUUGGUGUCUUUUCCAACCUUGUCACCAUAGGAGGAAGAACACUUUAUAGUGGUAUUUCUCUGCUGAUCCUGAAGCAGCGCUGGAUCUCUUCGCUGAAGUUCCAGUCUCUGAAAGAGAUCAGCGCCGGUAACGUCUACAUGACCAACAACAGUCAGCUCUGCUUCUACAACACAGUGAACUGGACCAGUCUGUUCCGCACCAGCACCCAGAGAGCUCUGAUCAAGAGCAACAGGGACCCCAGAGAGUGUACUCAGCAAAGGAUGGUGUGUGAUCCGCUGUGUUCAGUGGCAGGAUGCUGGGGUCCCGGUCCAGAUCACUGUCUGUCUUGUAAAUACUUCAGCCGGGGAAAGACAUGUGUGAAAGCCUGUAAUCUCUAUGAUGGAGAUGUUCGCGAGUUUGCCAAUGGAUCAGUGUGUGUGGAGUGUGACAGCCAGUGUGAAAAGGCCGAAGAUAAAACUUUUACCUGUCAUGGCCCUGGUCCAGAUCACUGUGUGAAGUGCUUGCAUCUCAAAGAUGGACCCAACUGUGUGGAGAAAUGCCCUGAUGGUCUGCAGGGAGCAAACAGCUUCAUCUUCAAAUAUGCUGAGACCAACAACGAGUGCCAUCCCUGCCACCCCAACUGCACCCAGGGGUGUACUGGACCCCGGAUCCAAGAUUGUAUUGGGAUGCUGGACAGGACUCCUCUGAUUGCAGCUGGGGUGAUUGGGGGGAUGUUUGUGGUCGUAAUCGUGGCCCUCGGAUUUGCUAUCUUUUUCCGACGGAAGAGCAUCAAGAAGAAAAGAGCUUUACGCCGUUUCCUGGAAACAGAGCUGGUGGAGCCUUUAACGCCAAGCGGCACGGCGCCCAACCAGGCACAGUUGCGUAUACUGAAAGAGACGGAGCUUAAGAGGGUCAAGAUCUUGGGAACAGGAGCCUUUGGCACUGUUUACAAGGGAAUCUGGGUUCCAGAAGGAGAAACUGUGAAGAUUCCAGUGGCCAUAAAGAUACUCAAUGAAAGCACAGGACCAAAAGCCAAUGUGGAGUUUAUGGAUGAGGCGCUGAUCAUGGCCAGCAUGGAGCAUCCUCAUCUAGUGCGUCUUUUGGGGGUCUGCCUGAGUCCCACUAUUCAGCUGGUAACUCAGCUCAUGCCCCAUGGCUGCCUGCUGGACUACGUACAUGAACACCAGGAGAACAUCGGCUCCCAGCUGCUGCUCAACUGGUGCGUGCAGAUCGCAAAGGGUAUGAUGUACCUGGAGGAGAGGCGGCUGGUGCACAGGGACCUCGCGGCCCGAAACGUCCUGGUGAAAUCUCCAAACCACAUUAAGAUCACUGAUUUUGGACUUGCUCGACUGUUGGAAUCCGAUGAAAAAGUGUACAGUGCGGAUGGAGGCAAGAUGCCCAUUAAGUGGAUGGCCCUUGAGUGCAUUCACUACAGGAAGUUCACACAUCAGAGUGAUGUAUGGAGCUAUGGGGUGACUAUCUGGGAGCUGAUGACGUUUGGAGGAAAGCCCUACGAUGGGAUUCCCACACGUGAGAUUCCAGACAUCUUGGAGAAGGGCGAGCGUUUGCCCCAGCCACCCAUCUGCACCAUAGACGUCUACAUGGUGAUGGUCAAAUGCUGGAUGAUUGAUGCUGAUAGUCGGCCUCGGUUUAAAGAACUCGCUGCAGAGUUCAGCCGCAUGGCACGAGACCCUCAGAGAUACCUCGUCAUACAGGGGGACGAUCGCAUGAAGCUGCCCAGCCCCAACCACAGUAAGUUCUUCCAGAGUCUUCUAGAUGAGGAGGAGCUGGAUGACCUGAUGGAUGCUGAGGAGUACUUGGUUCCUCAUUCCUUAAAUGCUCCUCCCACUUCCCAUAUGCCCCACCCACAUGUAGAUUCAAAUCAAAACCAGUUUGCAUAUCAUGAUGGAAGUUUGUGCCCUGAAGAAGUGACAGGGUCCCGACCUCAUGAGGCAGUUGCUACAGGAAGUGGCCCCUCUGUCCUGGCAGGUAUACAAAGAUCAGGUCUGGACCCAGUAGAUGAUCAACACUGCAAUGGAAGCUUAAAGAAACAGUCCACAGCUCACUCAGUAGAGGACAGCAGCGUACAGCGUUACAGCGCAGACCCAACUGUCCUACUGGGAGAGAAAGGACAUAGGGAAGAUACAGAUGAGGAUGGUUAUAUGUCCCCUAUGAAGGACAAGAUCUCUACAAAUCAUCUGACCCCCAUUGAGGAGAAUCCUUUUGUAACAAGGCGAAAAAAUAAAGAUGUUCAUGCGCUAGACAACCUGGGUUACCACAGCACCCCUGAUGGGAAGCCCAAGUGUGAAGAUGAGUAUAUCAACGAGCCCCUUUACCUCAACACAUUCAACAACACCAGCGGCAUGAACCAGGAGAUGUUAAGGAAAAAUGGAAUCUCCAUCCCAUUGCAGGUGACCACAGCAGCCCACACUCAAGGCACCCAUGUUCCCCACAUCACACAAAUGGGAAAACCCCAUCAUCCCAGCCACGGACCACACGUUCAUUUUGCCAUACCGCCAGUUCAGCCGGUACACCCUGGACCCAUGAGCCAAAAUGAUCAUCAUACCCAUUCGGUUCAGUCGGUUCAUGAUCACGGCAGCAAAUCUGGGCCGCCAGCGCCAGCAGGCCAGAUCUGUCUAGUGAGCCAUCAAGUCCAGCCAGGGCACCCAAGCAAAUCUAAUCGUUCGCCCCAACAGUUUCACUUGGCAAAGUCCGGUAAAGGUGGCACAAUGGGCCUACCGGGUCAUCCGGUGCAACCGGGCACCCAGAUUGGGACCGCAUUAGUGGACAAGAUGUACAAGAAUAGCUUUGACAAUCCUGAGUAUUGGCAGCAAAGCCUUCCGCCCAAUGUUACCCCUCAAAACUCCCAAGACUCUUCGGUGAUCUGCAAUAACAAGUUCAUUUACAAGCAGAAUGGCCGCAUACAGCCUGCUGUGGCUGAAAACCCUGAAUAUCUGUCUGGUAUGAAGCCAGGAACAGUCCUGCCUCCUCCUCCGUACCGGCAGAGGAACACUGUGGUCUAACGUCCAUGUCUCCAUGCUCUGUAGAGCCUGGUUCUUCUACCAGCACCUUAAAUGUCUUUCCUUGAUCCUCUGGUGGUCAAAAAUGGGACGAGAGACAAUGUAAGCCACUGAACUGACAUUAUGUCACAUAAAAUAUGACAUAAAAACCAUUGGGGGAAGGUCAACGCAACCCAUCCAUCCACAAAGACCUCGCCAAUUGUCCAGGAACUUUUUUUUUUUCCUCUACAGGUA